Drosophila simulans is the source of this 1247-nucleotide messenger RNA. RefSeq names its product G-protein coupled receptor 52 (gene DopEcR). Gene Ontology annotation, biological process: G protein-coupled receptor signaling pathway. Gene Ontology annotation, cellular component: membrane. The coding region runs from base 2 to 970 and encodes 322 amino acids. The transcript is spliced from 3 exons. Gene Ontology annotation, molecular function: peptide binding; G protein-coupled receptor activity. NCBI's taxonomy places the organism in Eukaryota, Metazoa, Arthropoda, Insecta, Diptera, Drosophilidae. The record is from RefSeq and is a predicted model, not a curated record.
AAUGCAGGAAAUGAGCUACCUACAGGAUAAUUCCAAGGUGGAGGCCCUCACCAAGGCGGUGCUCAUAUCGAUACUGGGCGUGGCCAUCGUCCUGUCCAACCUCCUCAUAAUCGCCACCUAUGCCAACUUCAAGGGACCCACAGAGGUGAUCAACUACUACCUCUUGUCCCUGGCCAUCGCCGAUCUGCUCUGCGGACUCCUGGUGGUGCCCUUCUCCGUGUAUCCCGCUUUGACCGGAGAAUGGAUGUACGGCGACAUCGUGUGCCGCUUCACCGGCUAUCUGGAGGUCACUCUGUGGGCGGUAUCGGUGUACACCUUCAUGUGGAUAUCGGUGGAUCGCUAUCUGGCGGUGCGGAAGCCACUCAGAUAUGAAACGGUGCAGACGAAAACGAGAUGCCAAUGCUGGAUGGUGUUCACCUGGAUAUCGGCGGCCCUGCUGUGCUGUCCCCCAAUCCUGGGCUACUCGAUGCCCAUCGAGAACAACAUGACGCACAUCUGCAUGCUGGACUGGGGGAAUAUGGCGGCAUAUAGCGCCACCUUGGCGAUAUUAGUCUUAGGUCCCAGCCUCAUUUCAAUCGUACACAACUACGGCUAUAUCUUUGUAAUGAUGCGUAAGAUUAGGUCCGGCGAGCCGAUACACGAUAAAGAAUAUGCAACUGCUCUGGCUGAAAAUUUAUCGAACCCUAGUCAUAUGAUGUCAUUCGCAUUAGUCUUUGCAUUCUGGGUGUCCUGGCUGCCAUGGAUUCUGUUGCGUCUGUAUGAGGUGGUCACGGGCGAUGUUAUCCAAAGUACUCUUAUCAACUUCGCCGUCGUCUGGAUCGGCAUAUUGAAUUCGUUUUGGAAAAUUCUAAUCAUGACCAGUAUGUCGCCGCAAUUCCGUAUCGCUUUGAGAGUAUUUUGCUUAACCAUUUGUUGUAAGACUAAGGGCCGUUUGCAAGCAGAGCUAAUCGGGUUGGACCCAGAUGACUAGAGUUAGAUUUAGAUUUUCAUUCUCCUCAAAAAAAAUACAAUAAUUAUCCGUAAAUAUCCCCCUCCCAGCCCCCAUCCUCCGUAAUCCCUUUGAGAAGAACUACAAAGUCCUGCAAGUAAAUAAUUGGUUGUAAUUGCAUUGAGCCAUUUCCUUAACUCUCUAUCUCUCUCUCUCAAUAUAUAUAAACACUUACUUGCCUGUUUGCCAUAUAGUUGCAUAUUUACGGGCCGUUUGGCGCUACGCGACAUGCCAAUGAAAGCACCACCCACAGCCACAG